AUGCUGGCACAGGAGGAUCCCAGUCCUUCCGGCUCGCUGGCCACCAGGGGGCGGAUGAGGAGCCGUCUGCGCUGGGCGUCGAUGCUGCUGCUCUCCGUGCUGGCGUAUGGCUCCCACGCGCCCUUGAUCGCCCUGUGCAAGGUGGGGCUGGAGGUCCCAUUCAGCAGCUCCUCCGUGGUGGUGCUGACGGAGCUGGCCAAGCUGGGCGUGUCUGCCGUCCUCCUCCUCCUGCCCGCGGCCGUGCCCCCCCUGUCUGCCCGUGCGUCCUGCCGGGUGGCCCUCCCCUUCGCCGUGCCCGCCGUCCUCUACGCCAUCAACAACAACCUGGCAGUCCACAUGCAGCGAUACAUGGACCCUGUCACCUUCCAGGUCCUGGGCAACCUCAAGAUCGUGGCCACCGCCGCCUUCUGCAGCCUCCUGCUGCACCAGCGCCUGCCACCCCGCCGCUGGCUGGCCCUCCUGCUCCUGGUGGUGGCUGGCGCCUGCCACGCCAGUUCCGUCCACCGUGCCGGUGGGGAGCCCCUGGAACCUGUCCGUCAGUACAUCACCCCUCUGGGCGCGGCCUGCGUCGCCGCCUACUGCUCCAUCUCCGGCCUCUCCGCCGCCUACACCGAGCGGGCGCUCAAGUCGCGUCCGCUGCCCCUCAGCCUGCAGAACGUCUACCUGUACGCCUUUGGGGUGGCUGUGAACUCCGCGGCGCACCUGGCUGGCUCCUCCGCUGCCGCCUUCUUCGAGGGCUACUCGCCGUGGGUGGCCGUGAUCAUCGCCACCCAGGCCCUGAACGGGCUCCUGAUGUCCGCCGUCAUGAAGUACGACAGCAGCAUCACCCGGCUCUUUGUGAUCUCCUGCUCCAUGCUGGUUAACGCAGGGCUCUCCGUCGCCCUGUUCGACAUGCAGCUCACCCCCUUUUUCUUCGUAGCGGUAAUCCUGAUCAGCCUCGCUAUAUAUCUCUACUAUCACGUGAGAUAG
Molecule: messenger RNA, 969 nt
Organism: Pristis pectinata (smalltooth sawfish)
Lineage: Eukaryota; Metazoa; Chordata; Chondrichthyes; Rhinopristiformes; Pristidae
Gene: slc35a4
Product: solute carrier family 35 member A4
Biological process (GO): pyrimidine nucleotide-sugar transmembrane transport
Cellular component (GO): Golgi membrane
Molecular function (GO): pyrimidine nucleotide-sugar transmembrane transporter activity
Source: RefSeq, a predicted model, not a curated record